AUGGGUCCAGGGUGGCACAUUCUUGUAGGCAGGGACUUUGCCGUCGAUCUUCGCUACCGCAAAGGAACAUGUGUACUAUUGUUUAGCAAGGCGAGCAAGAUGAAGAACGUGGUGGUCGAUAAGGUCACGCGACUCUACAACUUUUACGAAGGAGUUCAAGACAAAGAGGCCAAGAUCGCUCAAGCUCUAAAGCACUCGAUGACGUUCACUUACGGUCGAACGUGGCAAAUUAUAGUGUCUUCAUCAUCUGAAUUAUGCUGUCUACCUAUUUGUGACGAGGGCUCGCACGCGCAUAUGUCUGUAGCAAAGCUGCGAGUUGUGCUUUACCGUCAUGCCGGCACCAGUUUUGACCGUCAGUUGGACUUUGCGCAGUUUGGCAAGCGUGUUGCCUUCGUUCUGGCUACGAUAUGUUUGCUGCUCUACAGCUUUCUGUCGCUUAGCUCGUCGGAGGCGAUUCAACGUUGCAAGGAGAGUGAGAAGGGUGUUAAUGAGGAUAUUAUGGUAGAUGGCGUUGUUUUUCCUGAAGGCUGCUUGGUCGAGGACGUCAAACGCGCGAAUGAUCACGCGUGGUGGAAGACUGCUGCAAUUGUGGGCAUGUCGGCAUUCACGAUGAUUGCGUCGCUAAUUCGCAUGUACACCAAGUCGCUGACCGCAAAGGCCAAACGUUCAUAA
Peronospora belbahrii is the source of this 672-nucleotide messenger RNA. Lineage: Eukaryota; Oomycota; Peronosporomycetes; Peronosporales; Peronosporaceae. The record is from the annotation of a GenBank genome assembly.